This is a messenger RNA of Micropterus salmoides (largemouth bass), 3847 nucleotides long. RefSeq names its product NACHT, LRR and PYD domains-containing protein 12-like. The record is from RefSeq and is a predicted model, not a curated record. Gene Ontology annotation, molecular function: protein binding. NCBI's taxonomy places the organism in Eukaryota, Metazoa, Chordata, Actinopteri, Centrarchiformes, Centrarchidae.
AAGGAGGAGAACUGAAGGCCGAGGCAGGACUGACUGAAGUCCAGAAGAUGAUGAAGAGGAAGAGGAGGACAGAAGAAGAGGAGGACGGAGCAGAGUCCUCAGGAUCCAGCUGUCUGUCUAUGAAGAGUCACCGGUCCAAAGUUGAACCUCCAGACUUCAGUCCUGAACCUGGACCCUCAGACACAAAAGAGAGGAAGAGGAGUCCUGUUCCUGUGGAGGAGCAGCCGUCCUGCUGUGCUUUGUGUCAGGACGUCCUGAAGGAUCCAGUCUCUACCAGCUGUGGACACUGGUUCUGCAGAUGGUGCAUCACCCAAUACUGGGACCAGUCUGCUUCAUCGGGACACUCCUCCUGUCCCCAGUGUGGAGACAGAUCCAGAACCAGAGCUGGACUGCAGACAGCCAGUCAGAGCAGCUCUGUACAAAUGAGAGGUGGUCUGCAGGAGGUUUUAGAUGAACAUAAGAUCAGUCUGAGGAGGAGAUGUGAACGUGUGACUGAAGGAAGUGAUGAAACAGGAAGUGGAACCCUCCUCAACAGGAUCUACACUGAGCUCUACAUCACAGAGGGACAGAGUGAAGAGGUUAAUACCCAGCAUGAGGUGAGGCAGCUUGAGACAGCUUCCAAGAAGACCCUCCAUGACACUCCAAUCAGGUGCCAGGACAUCUUUAAAGUCUUACCUGGCCAACAGAGAGCCAUCAGAGUGGUUCUGACCAACGGCGUCGCUGGCGUUGGAAAAACCUUCUCGGUGCAGAAGUUCACUCUGGACUGGGCAGAGGGCUCGGAAAACCAAGAUGUCGGUCUGCUGGUUCUGCUCUCGUUCAGGGAGCUGAACUUGAUCAAAGAUGAGCGGCACAGUCUCCUCACGCUGCUCCACGUUUUCCAUCCAACAUUACAGAAGGUCCCAGCAGAGAAGCUCGCCGUCUGGAAACUGUUGUUCAUCUUUGACGGCCUGGAUGAAAGCAGACUUUCAUUGGAUUUCCACAACAGUGAGGUUGUGUCUGAUGUCACACAGAAGUCAUCAGUCAACCUGCUGCUGACAAACCUCAUCGAGGGGAAUCUGCUUCCCUCGGCUCUCGUCUGGAUAACUUCCCGACCUGCGGCGGCCAAUCGGAUCCCUCCUUCGUGUGUCGGCAGGGUAACGGAAGUACGAGGCUUCGCUGACGCCCAGAAGGAGGAGUACUUCAGGAGGAGAGUCAGUGAUGAAGAGCUGUCCAGCAGAAUCAUCUCACACAUCAAGACCUCCAGGAGCCUCCACAUCAUGUGUCUAAUCCCAGUCUUCUGCUGGAUCACUGCUACAGUUCUGGAGCACAUGUUGACUACAGAGCAGAGAGGAGAGCUGCCCAAGACCCUGACUGACCUGUACUCACACUUCCUGCUGGUUCAGAUAAAGAGGAAGAAGCAGAAGUACGAUGAGGGACAUGAGACGAGUCCACAGGAGCUGACGGAGGCUGACAGGGAGGUUCUUCUGAAGCUGGGGAGGCUGGCGUUUGAUCAGCUGGAGAAAGGAAACCUCAUGUUCUACCAAGAAGACCUGGAGCAGUGUGGUCUUGAUGUCACAGAGACCUCGGUGUACUCAGGAGUUUGUACAGAGAUCUUCAAAAGAGAGAGUGUGAUCUUCCAGAAAACAGUCUACUGCUUUGUUCAUCUGAGCGUUCAGGAGUUUCUGGCUGCAGUCUACAUGUUCCACUGUUACACCAGCAGGAACUCAGGACUGGAGGACUUCCUGGGGAAGGACUGGGACAGUGAAAACAGUGACUGUUUCCUGAAAGAUGACAAUAAUCAUGAUUACCCUUCCGUGGAUGUCUUCCUGGUGAGAGCCAUGAAGAAAUCUCUCAAAAGUAUAAGUGGCCACCUGGACCUGUUUGUUCGCUUCCUUCAUGGCCUCUGUCUGGAGUCCAACCAGAGACUCUUAGGAGGCCUGCUGGGUCAGACAAAGACCAGUUCAAGAACCAUCCAGAGAGCCAUCAACAUCCUGAAGGAGAUGAACAGUGAUGAGAUCUCUCCUGACAGAAGCAUCAACAUCUUCCACUGUCUGACGGAGAUGAACGACCACUCAGUACAUCAGGAGAUCCAAGAGUUCCUGAAGUCAGAGAACAGAUCAGAGAAGAAACUCUCUGUGAUCCACUGCUCAGCUCUGGCCUACAUGCUGCAGAUGUCAGAGGAGGUUCUGGAUGAGUUGGACCUGAAGAAGUACAACACAUCAGAGGAGGGACGACUGAGACUGAUUCCAGCUGUGAGGAACUGCCAAAGAGCUCGACUUUCUGGGUGUGGACUCACAGAAAUUCACUGUGAAGUCCUGUUAUCGGCUCUGCAGUCCAACCCAUCACAUCUGAUAGAACUGGACCUGGGUUAUAACACUCACCUGAAAGAUUCAGGAGUUGAAUGGCUCUCUGCAGGACUGAAGAGUCCACACUGUGGGCUGGAGACUCUGAGGCUGACAGACUGUCAGAUCACAGUUGAAGCCUGUGCUUCUCUGAUCUCAGCUCUGAAGUCUAACCCCUUCCAUCUAAGAGAGUUGGACCUCAGUAAGAAUUUUGUGCAAGAUUCAGGAGUGAAGACGUUUUCUGAUUUUCUACACUCUCCAGACUGUAGACUGAAGACUCUGAGAUUAAGAUCCUGCAGUUUAUCAGAGAUGACCUGUGCUUCUCUGGCCUCAGCUCUGAAGUCUGACCCCUCCCAUCUGAGAGAGCUGGACCUGACCGACAACGAGCUGCAGGAUUCAGGAGUGAAGCUGCUGUCUGCUGGACUGGAGAGUCCCCACUGUAGACUGGAGACUCUGAGACUUAGUUGCUGUGAACUGACACAGAUUAGCUGUGCUUCUCUGGCCUCCGCUCUGAAGUCCAACCCCUCCCAUCUGAGAGAGCUGGACCUGAGUAAAAACAAACUGCAGGAUUCAGGAGUGAAGCUGCUGUGUGAUUUUCUGGAGAGUCCACACUGCAGACUGGAGACUCUGAGACUGGUGCUCUGCAGGUUGUCAGACAUCAGCUGUGCUUCUAUGGCCUCAGCUCUGAAGUCCAACCCCUCACAUCUGAGAGAGCUGGACCUGAGUAAAAACAGCCUGCAGGAUUCAGGAGUGAGGCUGCUGUCUGCUGGACUGGAGAGUCCACACUGGAGACUGGAGACUCUCAGACUUAGUUUCUGUGAACUGACACGGAUUAGCUGUGCUUCUCUGGCAUCGGCUCUGAAGUCCAACCCCUCCCAUCUGAGAGAACUGGACCUGAGUGACAACACGCUACAGGAUUCAGGAGUAAAGCAGCUGUCUGCUGGACUGGAGAGUCCACACUGUAGACUGGCAACACUGAGGUUGAAAAGCUGUCGGAUCACAGAUGAAGGAUGUACUAAUUUGGCAUCAGCAUUGAAGUCCAACCCAUCCCAUCUGAGAGAGCUGGACCUGAGUAAAAACAGCCUGCAGGAUUCAGGAGUGAAGCUGCUGUUUGCAGAACUGGAAAGUCCAUACUGCAAAUUGACACUUUGAAAUAGCAGUUAUCUCCGGAUGGUAUCAGAGGGCUGAGGUGUGUUCAGGAGCUGCAGAUGAACUCAACACUUUCUGAGAUUCUGAAUUUUGAACUGGAAUAACACCCCAACAGGACAGGUCCAGUUUCUUUCCACAAGAAAAAGUUUCUGCUUAAUUAACUUAAACUUAUUUUUUAGACAUUUCUAAGAUAAAAUAAGCUUUUUGAAAGCAAACAUUUUCAGAUCUGGGAAGUUAAAAGAGGUCAUAUUUUGCUUUUUGGCUUUUCCCCUCUCCUUUAUUGUUAUAUACCCUUUUUGUGCAUGUAACAGGUUUGCAAAGUGAAAAAGCCCAAAGUCCAGAAAACUCUGCUCUGAACUGCCUGAAAACAGCUCGUU